This is a messenger RNA of Hypanus sabinus (Atlantic stingray), 1313 nucleotides long. Its product is annotated as small integral membrane protein 24-like. Bases 1 to 336 code for a protein of 111 amino acids. NCBI's taxonomy places the organism in Eukaryota, Metazoa, Chordata, Chondrichthyes, Myliobatiformes, Dasyatidae. The transcript has 5 exons. The record is from RefSeq and is a predicted model, not a curated record.
AUGGCUUUUGCCAGCCGAAUCCUUAUUGUUCUGCUUUUAACCAGUGCAGUCAGCGCACAAAACGCAACAGAUGGAAAUAGUGCCGUGACUUGGCAACCUUGGUUGACGGGAUUCACUGCUGUUACCGUGUUCCUCUUUAUUGUCUUUGCUUCAUUGAUCAUUAAGAGAACCUUUUGUGCAAGGGAAAAUGAAGAGCACGGCAUUAACCCAGAGAAAGGUAGAAGGAACACAGGGAACGAUGACUCUAGCUCUAACUCAAGCAUUGAGGAAAGAACUUUGGCAUUCAAGGGUCACACUAACCCAACAAUGACCGAGAACACAGAGACCAACUUCUGAGAUGCUGUCACUGGAAUCUGAUGGAUGAAUUCAUUGAAUGAGAGAAGAUUAUUUUCCUCUGAAAAUAUAAAGGAACAGUUCAGUGAUGGUAGCUUUUACCCCUCCAUUCCUGUAAUAAGUACAAAGAUUCAGAAAUUCAAAGUACAUCCACUUUCGAAGUAUGGGUGCAGUAUAGAACUGCAAGAUUUGUGUUCCCACAGACAGCCACAAAACAAAGUAAAAAAAGCCAUGGUACUCUUUCAAAGAGAAACAUCAAACUCCCAACACGCAAAAAAAAAAGAAAAUAUUAUACAAACGGCAAAAAAAUAUAAAAUCUGUAUAGGUAGCAAGAGACCAGCGAGCAUUUAAAACAGAAUUUACUUUCUGAUGAGUGUUAUUCUUUUCAGGAGGUGUGGCUGUUUAAAAUGCUACAGAUAAAUUAUAAUGGAAAUCUGAACUAAUAAUGAGACCACUUGAAUAAGGCUUGUAUCACAUGGAUGGCAAUUUGGGAUUCAGUGUUAAUUUGCAUCUAUUAAAUAUUAAUGAAAUACAACACAAUGAUGCAUUGAUGUAAAAGCUAAUCUUUCAAAGAGUAAGAAUAACUUGUUUCUACUGAAUCUAAUUUCUCUGCUUUUGAUUGUAUAAUCGUGGAUUGUUGUUUCAGUGUUAUUAAAAAUAAACUCCUUCUUUGUGAAACCACUUGAAUGUCUCACGUUCACCAAUUUAGCACCACGCUAGCAUAGCAGUUAUCAUGACACUGUUACGGCUCAUGGCGUUCUAGAGUUUAGGGUUCAGUUAUGGUGCUGUCUGGAAGAAGUUUGUACGUUCCGCCUGUGACCCCGUGGGAUGCUCCGGUUUCCCCGCACCGUCUAAAGACGAAACAGUUGCUAGGUUGGUAGGUCAUUGCAAAUUGUCCUGUGAUUAGAUUCAGGUUAAAUCCGUGGGUUGCUGGGCGAUGCAGCUCGAAGGGCUGGAAGGGCCUAUUCCAUACUGCAUCU